Molecule: messenger RNA, 4101 nt
Organism: Microtus oregoni (creeping vole)
Lineage: Eukaryota; Metazoa; Chordata; Mammalia; Rodentia; Cricetidae
Gene: Stim2
Product: stromal interaction molecule 2
Exons: 13
Coding region: 270-2732 (820 amino acids)
Biological process (GO): activation of store-operated calcium channel activity; intracellular calcium ion homeostasis; store-operated calcium entry
Cellular component (GO): endoplasmic reticulum; plasma membrane
Molecular function (GO): calcium ion binding; calcium channel regulator activity; protein binding
Source: RefSeq, a predicted model, not a curated record
GGAGGCGGGGGCUUGGUAUGCGAGCGAGUGUGUGAGGGGAGGGAGGUGUCCCGGCCGAGCGUGGUACUACGGCGGGCGCGGGCCGGAGGGGGCGGGGGGAUGCGCCGCGGUGGCGGCGCGGGCGCGGGCGCUGGGCUGGGGCUUGGCCGCGCCAGAGCAGCGGAUCCCGGUGUCGUCGCGGCAGCUGCGCGGGUGUCGCGCCGGGUCGGAAGACGCCGUGCCACAGCGCUCCCCCACUUUUUUUUUUUUUUUUUGAAUAACCGGAACCAAUGAACGCGGCGGGGAGCCGAGCUCCGCGGGCUGCCGGUGAAGGGAGCUGGCUAGCGCCCGGCGGGAGUCCGUUUCCGAGGCGGCGGGGCCCGGGGCAGCUGGCGGCGAGCGAGUGGCCGGCGGCUCGUGGGAGCGCUCCUCCCGCCGCGGCACCGGGUCGGGCCUCGGGCUGCCCUCUCCGGCGGCGCUGGGCUUCCCUGCUGCUCUUCGGGCUGUUGGUGGCCGGCGCGGCGGACGGAUGCGACCUGGUGCCCCGGCACCUCCGCGGGCGGCGCUCGUCGGGGUCGGCCGGAGCGGCUGCGUCUCCUUCGGCUGCGGCUGCGGGCGAGCGCCAGGCGCUGCUGACAGAUCCCUGUAUAUCACUGAGCCCACCGUGCUUCACUGAAGAAGACAGAUUUAGUCUGGAAGCGCUUCAGACAAUCCAUAAACAAAUGGAUGAUGACAAAGACGGUGGGAUAGAAGUGGACGAGAGUGAUGAAUUUAUCAGAGAAGAUAUGAAAUAUAAAGAUGCUACAAAUAAACAUAGUCAUCUUCACAGAGAAGAUAAGCACAUAACUGUUGAGGAUUUGUGGAAACAGUGGAAAACUUCAGAAGUUCAUAAUUGGACAGUUGAGGAUACCCUGCAGUGGUUGGUAGAAUUUGUUGAACUUCCGCAAUAUGAGAAGAAUUUUAGGGAUAAUAAUGUGAAGGGAACAACACUUCCCAGGAUAGCAGUUCAUGAAACUUCAUUUAUGAUUUCCCAGUUGAAAAUCAGCGACCGGAGUCACCGACAGAAACUUCAACUCAAAGCACUAGAUGUGGUUUUGUUCGGGCCUUUGACACGCCCACCUCAUAACUGGAUGAAGGAUUUUAUUCUCACUAUUUCCAUAGUAAUUGGUGUUGGAGGGUGUUGGUUUGCUUACACACAAAAUAAGACAUCAAAGGAACAUAUUGCAAAAAUGAUGAAAGACCUAGAGAGUUUACAAACUGCAGAGCAAAGUCUCAUGGACUUACAAGAGAGACUUGAAAAGGCACAGGAAGAAAACAGAACUGUUGCUGUAGAAAAGCAAAAUCUAGAGCGAAAAAUGAUGGAUGAAAUCAACUAUGCCAAGGAGGAGGCCUGUCGGCUGAGAGAGCUGAGGGAAGGCGCAGAGUGUGAGCUGAGCAGACGCCAGUAUGCAGAACAGGAGCUGGAGCAGGUCCGCAUGGCUCUAAAAAAGGCUGAAAAGGAGUUUGAGAUGAGAAGCAGCUGGUCUGUUCCCGAUGCGCUUCAGAAAUGGCUUCAGCUAACACAUGAAGUUGAAGUACAGUACUACAAUAUUAAGAGACAGAAUGCUGAGAUGCAGCUAGCCAUUGCUAAGGAUGAGGUUGCUGCCUCCUAUCUGAUGCAGGCAGAAAAAAUUAAAAAGAAGAGAAGCACAGUCUUUGGGACCCUGCAUGUUGCACAUAGCUCCUCCCUGGAUGAAGUAGACCACAAGAUUCUGGAAGCCAAGAAAGCACUCUCUGAGCUGACAACGUGUUUGCGAGAGCGGCUUUUUCGUUGGCAGCAGAUUGAGAAGAUCUGUGGCUUUCAGAUAGCUCACAACUCUGGGCUCCCCAGUCUCACCUCCUCUCUGUACUCUGACCACAGCUGGGUGGUGAUGCCUAGAGUCUCCAUUCCACCCUACCCUAUUGCUGGAGGCGUGGAUGACUUAGAUGAAGACACACCCCCAAUAGUGUCACAGUUCCCAGGGACCGUGUCUAAACCUGCUGGGUCUUUAGCCCGAAGCAGUAGUUUAUGCCGCUCUCGUCGCAGCGUUGUGCCAUCCUCCCCACAGUCCCAGCGAGCUCAGCUUCCUCCCCAUGCUCCGCUGGUAUCCCACCCUCGGCUUCCUCACCAUGCCCAGCAUCCCCAGCACUCAUUACCUUCCCCAGAUCCAGACAUCCUGUCCGUGUCAAGUUGCCCUGCUCUGUAUCGGAACGAAGAGGAGGAGGAGGCCAUCUACUUCACUGCUGAAAAGCAAUGGGAAGUACAGGACACAGCUUCAGAGUGUGACUCCUUAAACUCCUCCAUUGGGAGGAAACAGUCUCCCCCUUCAAGCCUUGAGAUAUACCAAACAUUGUCUUCUCGAAAGGUAUCAAGAGAUGAGCUUUCCCUGGAGGAUUCCUCCAGGGGAGAUUCGCCAGUAACAGCAGAUGUCUCCCGGGGCUCCCCUGAGUGUGUGGGUCUGACAGAAACCAAGAGCAUGAUCUUCAGUCCUGCCAGCAAAGUGUACAAUGGCAUCUUGGAGAAAUCCUGUAGCAUGAACCAACUUUCUAGUGGCAUCCCGGUGCCUAAACCUCGACACACAUCAUGUUCCUCAGCUGGCAAUGACAGCAAGCCAGUUCAGGAAGUCUCGAAUGUUUCCAGAAUCAGCAGCAUCCCACAUGACCUUUGUCACAAUGGCGAGAAAAGCAAAAAGCCAUCAAAAAUCAAAAGCCUUUUCAAGAAGAAGUCUAAGUGACUCAAUGACUUGAUGGAAUUCCAUUCAAGUGGCAUCUGUGAACUCUAUCUCCCACCCUCCACUCCGUUUUUAUUUUAAUUUUAGGAAUGUAAUUCCAUUGGGGCUUUCCAGAGUUGAUACUAUAGUGGAAAUGUCCGUAAGGGCAACUGUCUACUGUCUGCUGAUUUAACAAACUAUACCAUCAAUUCAUCAAGUCAGACAUUACUGAAGAGUCAUCAAGAGGAGACAGUUUACAGUUAUUUCCACCUAUUUAUUUCUGCAUUGAUGUUAGUGAUGUAUACACAGCAUUCUGUUGAAAGCCGCUAUGGACUUACAAGCUUUAAUGGACUGUAAGCCAGCAUGGGCUUGCAAAAAUUUCUUGUUUACCAGAAUAUCUUCUUAUCUUUCCACAGAGCUGUUUCCAUCAUGGACUAAAUAACUUAAAAGAAGUAAAACUAAUUGCACUACUGUUUUCCAGACUGGAAAAAAAAAAUCUCUGCAAGUAAAACUGUAUAGAGUUUAUAAAAUGACUGUGGAUAGGGGACUGUUUUCACUUUUAGAUCAAAAUGGGUUUUUAAGUAGAAACUAGAGUUUCUAAUUGACUUGCUUUCUGGAAAUGAAAACCCACACUUUUGUUAUGGGACGCUUCUUCAAAUGCAUUUAUUAUUAUAAAGUUUCAAGUCCUGCUGUAAAGAUCAUGUUGUUUUGUUUUCCCCAGGGCUUUCACUGUGAUUUACUGCACUGCAGGCUGUAUGAUAAAAUAUAAAUAAUGUAAAGGAGAAGGCUCUUGAUUCCUUAUACAAGUGGAAGAGUUAAAACUUGAUCGAAGGACUUAAAACAUUCACAUGCUUAAACUGAGGCAAGGGUGGGGAGUCAGGCACUUGUUUACAGACUUUGAAUAAAUGCAAAGGAUUUAUGGUUUGAAAAAUUUAUACUGUGGAAACGAUAAUAAAUUGGAGACAUUAUUAUGUGGGAUUGUGCUGAUUUUUGUUGAUAACACUCCAGUAAAAACACUGUUCUUUGAAUAGCUAUGUAAGCUGUCCUGUUGCUUAAUUGCAGUAUAAUAGUGAUGUUUUGGAAUUAAGUUGUCAACAAAUUUCUUUGUUUUAUAUUGUUUGUCAUAUUUUUAUGUAGUUUGAAAUGUUUAAAUGUUCUAAUAUCAAGAUUAACAAAUAUAUAUUUAUGGUGCAUUUAGAUUGCGUUGUAUCAGUUUGUAAAGUGUGAAAGACCAGCCUGAGAGCAGUGUCACAUCGAACAACCGCACGUGAACAUCUUCAGUUUCCUCUUUCUCAGCUCUUAGAACCUCACUCAGAAUUAUCUGGAAAUGCAAUGAGGAUGUGUGCUUGGGUGAAAUCUGAUACGUGUUAACUAGAAUGUUUUUGGCGGUGGC